Molecule: messenger RNA, 1512 nt
Organism: Parasteatoda tepidariorum (common house spider)
Lineage: Eukaryota; Metazoa; Arthropoda; Arachnida; Araneae; Theridiidae
Gene: heix
Product: UbiA prenyltransferase domain-containing heix
Biological process (GO): menaquinone biosynthetic process; vitamin K biosynthetic process
Cellular component (GO): endoplasmic reticulum; Golgi membrane
Molecular function (GO): prenyltransferase activity
Source: RefSeq, a predicted model, not a curated record
GAAAAAUUUCGUACCGUAUAAACCGUUCAAACCGUUGGUGAACCAAAAUAAUAUUCGUGUAAAAAUAACAACUCACCUUCACCAUUGUAAAUAUGUAGUAAAAAAAAAAAUUUACUAUUUGAGAUGAGAAAAUAUUUCUACUAAUGAUGAAUAAACAGUAAAUCUUAACUACAUUUAUUUUAAAUGAAAUAUUCUCUUGAAUUAUAGUGCACGUACAACACUUAAUUAAAGUUUUACUGAGGAUGUGCUAAUGUAUUGCAUUUAAUUUUAUUUGCAGUAUUCAUUACAUAUGUAAUCGGAAAAUGUAUCCUAUUAACAUAAAUGAGCUUUUACGAUCUUUGAGCUUGCAGUAAACCCUUUCUAACGAAUAAUAUAAAGAAAUUUCACUAUGUCUUCAGUACAAUGUCAACCAAAUUUGCAGUUUCAAGACCAGGCCUCAAAUCACUCGAAUGACAUCUCUUCAAGGUCGUCGAGACAGUCUACUUUUUCUACCUAUGUGCACGCACUAAGGCCAUGGUCUUUCAGUGCAUCACUCACCCCCGUAGCUAUCGGGGCUGCCCUUGCCUACAAAUCAACUGAGCAAUUUGAUAUUGCCAUAUUUCUAAUCACUUGUUUGACUGCUGUAACUGUUCAUGCCGCCGGUAAUGUGGUGAACACCUAUUUCGAUUACAUGAAAGGUAUCGACACCCGGAGAAGUUGCGAUGAUCGAACUCUCGUGGACAAAAUUCUGACACCAGAUGACAUUGUCCACCUCGGAGUCAUUUUGUACACUUUAGGAUGUGUGGGUUUCAUCGGCACUGUUUGGUUGUCCCAUGCCAAGAUGGAGCACCUGGCACUAAUUUAUUUUGGUGGUUUAUCGAGUUCUUUCUUGUACACAGGUGGCAUAGGAUUGAAGUACAUAGCUAUGGGUGACGUCUUGAUCAUCGUGACAUUCGGCCCACUGAGCGUCCUGUUUUCGUUCAUGGCGCAAACUGGCUACAUGGACUUCUACACUUUAUUCUAUGCUAUGCCGCUGGCGUUAAACACUGAGGCAAUAUUGCACAGUAACAACACACGUGACAUGGAGAACGAUCACAAAGUUGGCGUCGUCACACUUGCUAUCCUUUUUGGCUAUUUUGGCUCCUACGUGCUAUACAUUUUUCUUUUAUUCACGCCAUAUUUAUUGUUCUUUUUUCUUGGUUUGCGCUAUAGUUUUUCCUUCUUCCUCCCCCUCAUAACUCUUCCAGCUGCAUUUCGGUUAGAGAGAAUGUUUAGGGACCGGACACUGGAAAAAGUGCCCAAAGAAACAGCAAAGUUGAAUUUGUACUUUGGAUUGUUUUAUGUUAUAGCAUGUGUCAUGGUUGACAAGUAUAAAUUUCCCUACUUAGGUGUAAAUUAAAAUUUCUAUUGACAUUCAUUUCUAUGUGAUCUGUCAAACGUGUGACAUUUUUUACGAUUCAACGUCUGUAAAGCAGGAAUUUUCUGUUGACUUACUCGACACAAAUGUUAAUUUAUUAAAUGUUUUGAUUUUAA